CGAUCGAGUCUUGAGCGCGUCGUACGGUCGUCGGCGGGUCCUCGCGCACCCCGCUCGUACCUGCUGCUGGGCGGCCUGCUGCUGCUGGUUCGCGUGUACGGCGUGUCGUCGCCGUCGGAUUCCUCGACGCGUUGACGUCGCGCGCGCGCGACACGAGGGUGAUCGUCGGCUUGCGUCUGACUUGCCCACUCCCAGCCAGCUCUCGUGUGCACAAGUACGUCCUCGCGAGUGUUACAAGCGACGCGACCAGCGCGAUGUCGGCGAUCUUCGACAUCGAGCUGCAGGACGCAGGGCUGCCGCGCAGGGACGAGUCGGAGGACGACGACGUCCUCGAGAUCGACGCGGAGGAAUGCGUCAUGCUGAACGAGACCGAGAUCGUAAACUCGUCGGACGUGGUGGAGACGGUGGCGUUAUCGGAGCACAAUGUCAAUCGCACGUGCGAGAAGGUCGGGCCGCAGGACUUCGAGUUGUGUAAGGUUAUCGGGAAGGGCGGCUACGGCAAGGUGUUCCAGGUCCGCAAAAUAACGGGAAACGACACCGGCACACUCUUCGCUAUGAAGGUAUUGCGCAAGGCUCUGAUUGUAAGAAAUCAGAAGGAUACCGCUCACACCAGAGCUGAAAGGAAUAUUUUGGAAUCCAUAAAGCAUCCUUUCAUCGUAGAUCUCAAGUACGCUUUCCAAACUGAUCAUAAGUUAUAUCUGAUAUUGGAAUAUAUGUGCGGCGGUGAGUUGUUUCAUCACUUAAAUGACGAAGGAAUUUUUUUGGAAGAGACUGCACGUUUUUACUUAUGCGAAAUUACAUUGGCUCUGCAACAUCUUCACUUGCAAGGAAUUAUAUACAGAGACUUGAAACCAGAAAACAUUCUAUUGGACGUAGAUGGACACAUUAAGUUGACUGAUUUUGGAUUGUGUAAAGAGCACAUACAGGAGGGUGCUCUUACGCAUACAUUUUGCGGGACUAUCGAAUACAUGGCACCUGAGAUUUUGACGAGAAGUGGACAUGGUAAAGCAGUAGAUUGGUGGAGUUUGGGAAGUUUGACAUACGACAUGCUUACAGGAUCUCCACCAUUUAGCUCAAACAGUAGGAAGAAAACUAUUGAGAAGAUUCUACGUGGCAAACUAUUUUUCCCAACAUAUUUAACGGCCGACGCUAAAGAUCUUAUUCGGAAAUUAUUGAAGAGACAAGUUGGGCAAAGAUUGGGAUCUGCUCAGUCCGAUGGUGACGAAGUGAAGGUACACAAAUUCUUCAGACAUAUCAAUUGGAACGACGUUAUAUCUCGACAGUUAAAACCUCCCUUUAGACCAAAAUUGUCCAGCGAAGAGGAUGUAUCGCAGUUUGAUAAGAAAUUUACUACUUCAGCACCAAUAGAUUCCCCAGUAGACUACACUUUAAGCGAAUCAGCUGACGGACUGUUCCAGGGAUUUACAUAUGUAGCACCGAGCAUAAUGGAGGAUGUGUUCCUUCAACAACCGUAUCUAGGUACCAUGUCGCCACCGCAAGUAACAAAAGCCAGAAGUCCCCGCAAGGCAACGCGUGGUUUCUCACCUCGGACGACGCAUCUUCAUUUCCACAAUACCCAUUUACCAAAUCACACGUAUAACGUAGUUGGCCAUAGCAACGUGGAGGAUGCAGAAAUGAUUGAACUAGGCUAACCAUUACUGUUAGAUUAGUAGAUAGCAUUUUUGUCUAACUGCUGGAUAUUCAUGAUCCUCAGGGAAGGGUUUUAUAAUUUAGAGGGGGUUAGUUAGGGACAAAGAAAUGGAUGCGGUAUCCAUUAUCACAUUGGAUGUCCAGCAGUUACAUAUAUUUAGCAAAUCUUUUUUUAUAUUCAUAUAUCUCGCGUAUGAAAAUAUCAAUUGAUAGAUUAUGAUUUAACAGCGACGCAGCAGGUAUUUGGUAGCGCUUACAGUAGUUACACUUUGAAUGUGAAUAGAUUAAAUGAUAAUCCACAAGAAAGUACAUUGUUUCUCAAUCCAGUUUACUACAGUUUACUUCAAUUAGCUACAGAUUUGUUAAAAAAUAUAUUUUUUACAUUUUGAAUUUUAUUCACGCAUGAAUUUUUAUAAAUAUCCGUAAUAUAUUAACUGCAGCAAUCGUGUAUUAUUUGUAUACAAUAUAUAACAAGAUCGUAAUUUGUACUAUGGUGUAACUAAAGGGUAAGCUUUUAAAAUUUUGGGAAUGCUUGAAUCUUGAAGAAACUGUAUAUUAAUAGAAGCUAAAAACAUGUUCUCUCUUGAUAAUAUUUUUACAUCUAAAGAUUUAUACA
Molecule: messenger RNA, 2266 nt
Organism: Wasmannia auropunctata (little fire ant)
Lineage: Eukaryota; Metazoa; Arthropoda; Insecta; Hymenoptera; Formicidae
Product: ribosomal protein S6 kinase beta-2-like
Exons: 12
Coding region: 255-1652 (465 amino acids)
Biological process (GO): signal transduction; protein phosphorylation
Molecular function (GO): ATP binding; protein serine/threonine kinase activity
Source: RefSeq, a predicted model, not a curated record